AUGAAUGAACAUGCCACGACGAAAGGUUUGAUACCUCUACAAGUGUCGAACUUUACAGGAUACUCUUGUUAUUUGAAAUGUCCUUUAUCCUGUGGAUUGUUUAAUCUUUAAGCUACAGAUCAAAAUAAAAUUGGAUAUAUGGAUAAAUUGCAUACUUAACACGAAUGCGCUGUUGCUGGAUUCUUUAAUAAAUAAUUUAAAUCUACGUGAUCUCUCUCGUCAUUGCAUGAGAUGGAUAAUAAACGCAACCUUUGGCCACAAGCUCGCUUCUAAUUUAUUCACUCGACCAACUCUAGUCGCCAGCCAGGCGUUUAAUUUUUAAUUUCAAUUGGUACAAAUUGUCAAAGUGUCCAGGUACUAGGCAAACAGUAGUGUAUUGUCCCUCCUAAAGCUGCGUACUCGCCAGAGCAAAUUUAUUUUGUUGCUCGCUCCCUAAGGAGGGAUUUAUACGUUACCGGUUACGACGGCGAUUCAACGGACGCCCGGUAUAAAAUUGCUCCCACGGAAGAGAACGGUCUGCAGGCCGAGAACGGACCACAAUUAACUCAAGCCAAGAUCCCAGUACUCUCUAGACGUGUCGAAGCCAAAUCUGCCAAAGUCGCGGAAGGAAGCCCGACGUCUGCCGAAGUCCAAAGUUUGUAAGACGAAUACCACGCAGGUACACCACCUUCGGGAUAUUGUGUGCUCUGGCCAAGCUGCCACGAAUGAUUCCGCUGUAUCCCCCCGCAAUUGUACGUAUACAACUGUUAGUCGGCCGACGGUGUAUACGUGUGCCUGUGUUUCUAUGAGUUAGAAUGGCCGCCAUCUCGCACACAAGCACGACAAAGGAAACGACCUUUCAGUUACCUGAAACGUCGUCGCCGUAACAAUUACCACCGCAACCUCUCUAUGUCCUCUCCCUUUCUCUUCGCCACAUCCACUAUUUUCAACCGUGUCACAUCCGCUCUUCUCUCGGUCCACUUCUCUCUCGUGGCUCUUGUUCGAUGCACCCUGUCUCUCUUUCUCUCUCUCUCUCUCUCUCUAUCUCCCUCCCUCCUUCAUCCCUUCUUUCCUACGUCUCUUUAACCAUCUGUCUUUCCGCGUUCCGUUUCUACUAGUUUUGUUCCUUUUUGUUACUUUCUCUCCCGUCUCUCUUUCUAUCUGUCUCCUUCGCAGCCGUUGGGAGCGACACAGGUGGCGCCAGUACUACCAAAAGUAGUAGCAGCAGGAGUUGGCGGCGUGAAGCGACUUGGUCGGGGUGACUGGUGCAAAAUAAACUUUGUUUCGAGCUCCGCUUAAUAUCCCUCCAGCCAUCAAAUACGGUUACGCGAGCGCACCAACGCCCCCGUAUACUCGUCCCCUAGAAAUCCUCUUCUUUGUCCGCCACUUCGGCCACAGCGGAGAGGGAAAACCGCGAACCUGUCUCCUCUCUCAACGUUUCGGCUUCGUUAUGAACACCUUCAAUGACACCUGGGCUGAUACGUUUAGUUCACGUUUACCGAAUUAGACGCGCGAUUCUCUGCUCUCUCUCUUUCUCUAUUCGCCCGGCGAGCAUGCAUCGCUGCGUUUCGUCACGCUCCACAACGUGAACUCUCUAACACGUGGCGCGUAACCGGUCGCCUUGGCCAACCUCUUUCUCGCCUCGCUGCCCGAAACUCGUAUUUUUCCCUCCGAAACUGAUGCUAGGUUCCUAACUUCGGAAUCGCGUGCUCGCCCGAGCAAAUAGUGCCGAGCAACCUUUUAUACGUAACAACAAACAACGAAUUGAGGAAGCUUCGUGCUAUGGUAAUAGGAACUCGACACGCGAGUUCUUCGUGCCAACAUUGAUUCGUAAUUACCAUUGGUUUCUUGAAGAUUUUUGAUGAAUAAAUAAUGCUAAACACUAAACUGAACGGAAUAUUUCAGAAACCAAACUUGUAACUGUAACUGUACUUCAUGAACAUGGCCUGGGAACUAUGAAUGGUAUUCCGUGA
This is a messenger RNA of Heterotrigona itama, 1952 nucleotides long. NCBI's taxonomy places the organism in Eukaryota, Metazoa, Arthropoda, Insecta, Hymenoptera, Apidae. The record is from the annotation of a GenBank genome assembly.